Molecule: messenger RNA, 321 nt
Organism: Miscanthus lutarioriparius
Lineage: Eukaryota; Viridiplantae; Streptophyta; Magnoliopsida; Poales; Poaceae
Source: the annotation of a GenBank genome assembly
AUGGAUGCCAUCGUAGAUGCGCUGGACACCACGGCCAAGCCCAGCCUUGUGCAGCAACAGCACCAUGGCAGAAAUCUGGUGCCUGGAGAUGAAGAGACGCUCGUCUCUGCGGCUGCAGUAGCAAGCUCGAGCACCUUCCUCCCACGAGAUCGUGCUCCCCACAGUGGAAGGGUCCGGACCGGUCCGGCGCCCCUCUUGGCGAGCGACAGCGGCGGCACGGCCUCAGCGGGGCCGCGGGCGGCGAACGGCGGCGCCGCUUCGGCGGGGGCGGGGGUGGCGCUCGGCGAGUGCGAGAGUGGCCGCGGAGGAGAUUGUAGAUAA